AUGAAACAGCGCCUAUCCGCACCGCGAUCGAACCUCAAGGGCCUAGCGCGUGAGGUGCAGAGCUUGGGCGGAGACAACCCGGUUGCGAUUGUACCAGAGGUUUCCAGCUUCAAGAAGCGGCGGCUUGCGAAUCGAAAGCCCGCUGCCCGAUGGGACCUUGCGCCGUUCCGCAACUCGGCGCGCGACGACCCGAGUCUGGUGUUGCGGCACUGGAGGAGGCGAGACGGACAGCAUGGACUACAGCAGCAGCAGCAGCAGCAACAACAACAACACGGCGCAAAUGGAGACGCAAGCGCGCAACCGACGACGGAGCAGAACGGAGCGCAGGUAAAGCAGGAGGGCGACAGUGUUGUGCCGUCUGUGGAAACGCCCAAGCCAGAUGAGAUUGAGGACUCGGCGUUUGCAAAGUUCAACGUGCGACCGAGCAUACCACAUUACACGGAUGAGCAAUACAAGACACACCUAAAGAGCGACGACUGGUCAAAGGAGGAGACGGACUACCUGAUGGAGCUCGUAACCGAUUAUGACGUGCGAUGGCCUCUUAUCUGGGACCGGUACGAGUGGAACCCACCAGCCACCAACGGCGUGGCGGAUGCUGAUGGCGACGAGAGCAAGGCGGUUGUGCCGAAGCAGGAAGCUCGCUCGAUGGAGGACCUGAAAUUGAGAUACUACGAGAUUACGGCGAAGAUGAUGGCGGCCCAAAAACCCAUCCACGUCAUGUCACAGGCCGAGUUUGAGCUCCACGAAAUGAUGCUGCAUUUCAAUGCGCAGCAAGAAAAGGCGCGCAAGGACUUUGCCCUCAACGCUCUGAAGAGAUCACGGGAAGAAGCGCGCGAGGAAGAGUCGCUGCUGCUCGAGGUCAAGCGCAUACUGGCGCGUAGCGAACGUUUCAACGAAGAGCGUAGGGAGCUAUACAAUCGCCUUGACUUUCCUCAGUCCGAGCAGGAUAUCAGCAGCAUCAAAACGUCCCAGGGCUUGCAGAACCUGCUGCAACAGCUCAUGGCAGCCGACAAGAACAAGAAGCGAAGGUCACUCAUGGGCGCGGACAGUGCCCAUCCGGCGAACGCAGCGGCGGCUGUCGCCGCAGCCCAGGCUCAAGCUCAGGCACAAGCGCAAGCGCAAGCCCAGGAGAGCAGCCGGCGUGAGAGCACUGUAGCCUCGACGGGCGCGACAUCUACGCCUACAGGAGGCAAGAAGAAGGGCAAUCAACAAGCCGAGCGACCCAAGCUCACGGAGAAGGAAGAGCAGGUCUAUGGCGUAUCGCAUCACGACCGUCUCACUUCAGGGCCUAUCUUCAGGUCCGAGAAGAUCAACAAGAUGUUCACGCACAAGUCGAAUCAGCAGCAACAGAGGAUUAACAAUGUCCUGCUUGAGCUGGACAUUCCUCCCAAGCUCGUCAUGCCCACGGUUGCCACCACGCAGCAGUUUGAACAGCUCUUUGCGGCCGUCAAUGCGCUCCUGGAUGCGCGCAAGGUGGCAGACAAGUUGGAUACGGAGCUCAAGCUCGAGCAUGCCAAGAAGGCGGAACGAGAGGCCAAAGAAUCUUCGAAUCAGGCCGAGGAGGACCCAGCCCAGGACAAGUCCGAUCCUGACAUGACAGUCACCAAGAGCGACGAGUCUGCGUCCAAAGAGGGCAACGCUGAGGCUGGCACGACGAGCGAGGCACAGGAAACGAUGGAGCCGGCGGCUGAUUCCCACGGCGAGGAGCCUGGUACACAGGACCCAGUGGAAGGCAAAGAAGCGGCCAUUGAAGAGAGCAGCGGAGGACCGCACAAGCGGAGUGCGAGUGUCUUGAGCACGACGAGCGACAAAAGUGCCAAGCGCCAGAAGAAGUGA
This is a messenger RNA of Emericellopsis cladophorae, 1836 nucleotides long. Its product is annotated as SWR1-complex protein 4. Gene Ontology annotation, cellular component: NuA4 histone acetyltransferase complex; Swr1 complex. Gene Ontology annotation, molecular function: transcription corepressor activity. The transcript has a single exon. The coding region runs from base 1 to 1836 and encodes 611 amino acids. The record is from RefSeq and is a predicted model, not a curated record. NCBI's taxonomy places the organism in Eukaryota, Fungi, Ascomycota, Sordariomycetes, Hypocreales, Bionectriaceae. Gene Ontology annotation, biological process: DNA repair; chromatin remodeling; negative regulation of transcription by RNA polymerase II.